UUUAUACUGAAACUCCAUGAUCAUCUGAAGCUGCGACAGACCUUUUCAUAGAAAAUUACAAAUGUCUUAGAAAGAUGAGGAUUUUCUUAGUGUUUUGUGUUGUUGCCCUGGCUCUUUUCGAAACUAUAGACGCAUGUGACGACAAUCAGUUUGAAAAUGAUUGCGGUUCUGCCUGCCCAACUAAUUGCCAGUCCCUUAACGACCCUCCUGCAGGUUGUGCAGGAGUGUGCGUUCGAAGAUGCGAUUGCAAAGACGGAUACAUCUUCUUGAAAGGAGCGUCUGGAAAAUGUGUAAAGCCUGAUCAGUGUCCAUAAUGUUUAA
Argiope bruennichi is the source of this 321-nucleotide messenger RNA. RefSeq names its product cysteine-rich venom protein 6-like. Lineage: Eukaryota; Metazoa; Arthropoda; Arachnida; Araneae; Araneidae. The record is from RefSeq and is a predicted model, not a curated record. The coding region runs from base 75 to 314 and encodes 79 amino acids. The transcript is spliced from 2 exons.